GUUGCCGUGACGAUGAUAUCCUCCCCCCCCCCCCCCCCCCCCCCCCCCCCCCUCCGACACACACCCACACACACACACACACACACACGGGAGAGAGCAGAGGAGAGGGAGCAAACAAGACAAGACGCUGUCAUGACGCGACGGCUUCAGGCUGCAACAGACACUCAUGUCCUGCGUAUCAGGGAAAAAUGGGUGUCCACCAUUUGAACCCUUUGUGAUUUCCAUCAACACUAAAUCUGUUGCCUUUUCCCUUAAAUCAAACCUAAAGAGGAUUGGACGGGUAAAUGAAUAAUGUCUGUCGUUUUGAAUGCCUGGACCUCGUUGCACCCAACAGGAAUAUAAUGGACUAAUCCAAGACUACAGGCUCAAAUAAAGGGCAUGUCUGAACUUUUAGCUCCGCCUCUUUGCAGCAGAGAGGUAAAGCUCUGACAAAAGUGGAUGAUUGUACACUAAAAAUACAGAAAACCAGACCCUAGAUUGGAUUUUCCAAGCACUCUUGUGUUGGUGCUGUGUGGCAAAGUCCCGCAGGAAGUCAUGCUUCUCCCAAGAUCCAACAUGUGCCAAGAGUUACCAUAAGGAGUCCAUUUGAAUGUUUUGCCCCCGUCCCCUCACGCAGGCACAAUGGAAUAAAGUGUGAGACAAGGAGUAUAAAACAUCAAGCGUGUAUCUGAACUACCAGCCCCUUCCCCCUGGCGGCAGUGUGGAACAAGGGGCGUGUUCGGAGGUUCACCCCCACCAGGCCGUCGCUCGCAGAUGGAGGCGCACCAACACUCCCCAGAUAGCAGCAGUGAGGAGUGCACCGUCCUGGAGGCUCCGCCCGGCAAAAACGCCUGCCCCCAACAUGCAGGCAAGGUGGCAGAGCUUUACUGUUCGGCCUGCGAGUGUGCGCUGUGUGAGGACUGCGUGCCGGGCCACCAGGAGCACCCUAAGGUGCCCCUCAGCCAGGCCCUGGAGCAGCAUCGCAGUAGCCUGCAGGAGAGGCUGGGGGCCAUCCAGAACAGACUCCCUCAGAUAUCAGACUCCCUGUCCUUCAUUAAGGAGACCCUCCAACAGCUGACCAAUCAGAGGGCUUCAAUCGAAGAGGACAUCCAGUCGAGCUUUGAGGAUCUACACAAGCAGCUGGAUGUCCGGAAGAGUGUCCUGCUGAUGGAGCUGGAGGUCACAUAUGGACUCAAACAGAAGGUCCUUCAGGCCCAGGUGGACAGCCUUGCGCGGGGAGAGGGGGACCUAAUGGCCUCCUGCACCCAGGCGGAGGAGGCUCUGGCUGGGGAGGCGUGCGUGGCGAGCCUGCAGGUGGAGCAGGAGCUGCAUGAGAAACUGGGGGAGCUGGCCGGCCUCGGCCUACCGUGUCAGCCGGAGGAGAACGACCAGCUGGAUCUGCUGAUGGAGACAGACGGUCUGAGGAAGUCCAUCCACAACCUGGGGACCAUCGUCACGACCAGUGCGGUGGCGAGCCAGAGCGAAGCCAUGGGGGCAGGCCUGGAGCAGUGCGUUGUGGGACUUCCUGCCUCAGUUACCAUCGUGACAAGAGACAAGUCAGGGGGAGCCUGCAAGAGUGGCAAUGCAAUCCUAUCAGCUGAGGUAUUCACCCCAGAUGGCAGCAUAGUGGACGGGGAAAUAUUGGACCACAAAAAUGGGACUUAUGAGUUUGUGUACACAGUGCCGAAGGAGGGCAACUUCUCGUUGGCUCUCCGUCUGUACGACCAGCACAUCAAAGGAAGCCCCUUCAAACUGACUGUCAACAGGAUGUUAGAGACAGAGGUGGAGGUGUCCCCCUCCACCACCACGGCAACCAACUCAGCAGCCUACGCCACCCCGUCCACAGGCUCCUCUGAGGGGGCAAAGAGACGAGGGAAGUCCCCCGGCCAGAAGAAGAAGGGCUCCAAGAGGGCGAGCAGCGCCUUGGGCACCCCGCGACGCAAAACCCAGAACCCCAUCGAGGACGACCUCAUCUUCAGGAUCGGAACAAAGGGGAGGAAUAAAGGGGAGUUCACCAACCUUCAAGGAGUGGCUGCUUCCUCCAGUGGCAGGAUACUGAUUGCUGACAGCAACAAUCAGUGUGUCCAGAUUUUCUCCAACGACGGGGAAUUCAAGAGUCGCUUUGGGGUGCGGGGUCGUUCGCCGGGGCAAAUGCAGCGUCCCACAGGCGUGGCCGUGCACCCCAGCGGUGACAUCAUCAUCGCCGACUAUGACAACAAGUGGGUCAGCAUCUUCUCCAGCGAGGGCAAGUUCAAGGGGAAGCUUGGCUCCGGCAGACUCAUGGGGCCGAAGGGCGUGUCCGUAGACGAGAACGGUCAUGUGAUCGUUGUUGACAACAAAGCGUGCACUGUCUUCAUCUUCCAGCCGACCGGCAAGCUCAUCACCAAGUUUGGUAGUCGAGGGACCGGUGACAAGCAAUUUGCAGGUCCACACUUUGCAGCAGUGAACAAGAACAACGAGAUCAUUGUGACUGACUUCCAUAACCACUCUGUCAAGGUUUUCACCCCAGAGGGAGAGCUGGUGUUGAAAUUUGGCUCUAAUGGUGAGGGAAACGGCCAGUUCAACGCUCCCACCGGUGUAGCCGUGGACAUCAAUGGGAACAUCAUCGUAGCUGACUGGGGCAACAGCAGAAUACAGGUGUUUGACGGCAGCGGCUCCUUCCUCUCGUACAUCAACACCUCCGCUGACCCUCUCUACGGACCCCAAGGUCUUUCUCUGACCUCGGACGGACACGUGGUAGUGGCUGACUCGGGGAACCACUGCUUCAAAGUCUACCGCUACCUACAAUGAUGGAGGCUUGGACGGAGUGAGGAAAAGACGGAUGGAGGGAGCAGGUGUUGGAUUGAAGAGAUAUGGUGCACAACGUCAAAUUCUAGGAAUAAUUGCAUGAACCUCUGCCGCUGCCUGUAACAUUGAAAGAAGAGAUGGAUAGAAAAGAGAAGGAAGUAAAGAAGGAUCAGCCAUUAGUACGACAUUAGACCACAACGAAACAAUGUUUUAGGUUAGACAUGACAUGAUUUGGAUUAAGAAUCGUUGUAGUUGUCGUCAAAAAAGGAAACAGUGGCUGACAUAGAUUGGUGGGACAAAGAUUGUUCUUUAAACUACAUUACCCACAAGUCUAAAGAACAGAGAUAAGGAUAGUAUGGAAUGAUGGUGGAUUCAAGAGUUUGCCGGCCUGAUGAAAAUGUGACAAAAAUCACCAAAUGGGACCCGGGAGUGAUGCUAGGCUGGAGUUAAACCAGUUAUGCAACGACUGCUUCAUGAUGUCAAACUCUAGAAGUCCUUCUUUCUCCCAGUUUGGCAUUAACAGAAAAAUGUAGGAGUGGAUG
Molecule: messenger RNA, 3308 nt
Organism: Etheostoma cragini (Arkansas darter)
Lineage: Eukaryota; Metazoa; Chordata; Actinopteri; Perciformes; Percidae
Product: tripartite motif-containing protein 2-like
Exons: 14
Coding region: 754-2769 (671 amino acids)
Biological process (GO): negative regulation of translation; protein polyubiquitination; proteasome-mediated ubiquitin-dependent protein catabolic process
Molecular function (GO): zinc ion binding; ubiquitin protein ligase activity; translation repressor activity
Source: RefSeq, a predicted model, not a curated record